AUGACGGGCGCGCGAGACGCCGGCGCCAUCCUGGACAUCGUGCAGACCAAGUCGGACCGCUUCGACACCAUCUGCCUGGCCACGGCCAUGCACAAGCUGGCAAACAUGCGCGGCGCCCCCAACCUGCACUCCCAGAUCGUCACCUCGCCGGCCUUCCACAAGCUCAAGGCCCUCAUGCUGCAACGCAAGACGGAGAGCUCCUGCCGCAACAUCUCCAACACGCUGUGGUCCCUGGCCAAGAUGAACCACCACCCAGGCGAGGAGUUCAUGCAGGCGUAUGCGGAGGAGAACUCGAAGAAAGCGGGGGACGGGAACUCCCAGAACACGGCCAACUCCCUGUGGGCGUUUGCAACCCUAGGGUAUCACCCUGGCAAUGCUGUGUUGGCCGCCCUGACCGAGACGGUGCUGGCCAAGCUCCCAGAGUUCACGGCCCAGAACAUAAGCAACACACUGCUGUCAUAUGCCAAGCUGGAGUACAACCCAGGCCCAGAGGUGGUGACGGCCUUGGCCAAGGAAACCGCGACCAAGAUCUCCACGUUCUCUCCCCAGGCCAUGUCCAACUCCCUCUGGGCGCUGAGCAAGCUGGAGAUCGAGGACCACCAGCUGCUGGAGGCCAUCGGUGCGGAGGUCCGGAAGCACAUAUGGGAGUUCAACUGCCAGAACCUGGCCAACACCAUCUGGGCGUUUGCAAACCUGGGCAUCAACCCCGGGCCUGACCUCCUCACUGACAUCGCGGGGGCUGCCAUCCAUCGCCUGCCCGAGUUCUCACCCCAGAACCUGUCCAACACGCUCUGGGCGUUUGCAAAGCUGGAGACGUACCACAAGGAGCUGUUUGACCUGGGCACUCUGCAUGCGCUGCGCAUCAUUCACACGCUGCAGCCCCAGACUAUGGCCAAUAUCCUGUGGUCCUUUGCUGCGCUGGGGGUGUGUCCCGACCCUGCCUUCAUCCAGGCGCUGUCGCCCCAGGUCCUGCGGCAGCUGGAGGAGUUCUCCCCGCAAAACCUCUCCAACACUGUGUGGGCCCUGGCAACCCUCUACAACUUUGAGCCCGUCAAAGAGCUGCACAAGCCGAUGACGGUGGAGCUGUGUCGGGAGACAUACCGCCGCCUGACCGAUGCCAAGCUGGCGACAACCUACUCGCGUCAGCACCUGUCAAACACGAUCUGGGCCAUUGCGACCCUGGGCUACGAUCCCGGCAGGAAGGUCAUGGAAACUCUGGGCCUGGCCCAGUCCAUGCGUGUGGAGAGCUGCUCUGGCCAGGAGAUGGCAAACACUGUGUGGGGCUUUGCCAAGCUUGGCGCCUACUGUGCUCCCCUCAUGGCCAAAGUUGCUACCGAGUCUACUGCUCGCAUCCAGGAGUACACCUCUCAGAACCUGAGCAACCUGGCAUGGUCAUUUGCCAAGUGCACCUACCAGGAUGAUGACCUCAUGCGAGCAAUUGCACAGCGCUCCAUCGAGAUCAAGCAAGAUCUCAGCUUGCAGCAUCUAUCCAAGUGGGUGAAGCACCGGCUCCAGACCGACACCUUCAACCUGCAGCAGAUUUCCAACAUGACCUGGUCCUUGGCCGUGCUGGAGGCGUUGGAUGAGGAGGCAUGGGACCUGUUCAUCGAGGCCCUGCGGCCCGAUGUCUUGGGCAUGCCCACCUCUGAGAUCCCAGACGAGGCGCUGUCCCAGGUGUUCCAAGCCCUGAUGCUCAUGCAAGUCACCAAGCCGGAUGGGAAAUGGGACAUCCCAGACGAGCUCCGAAUGGGCGGCCGCAAGUCUUGGCUCAGCAACACCAAGAAUGUCACCAUAUCGGAGUUCCACAGCGAGGUGUCCCGCAUGCUGUCCAGCAUGGGCAUCAAUCACGAGUUUGAGCAUCUCACAGAAGACCGCCUCUUCUCUGUCGAUAUCGCGCUGUCGGAUGAGAAGAUUGCACUGGAGGCCGACGGACCCCAUCACUUCACGGCAAACACGCUGCAACCCCUGGCGGACAUGUAUUGGAGGCGCACGCUGCUCCACGCCCGCGGCUGGCGGGUGGUGUCGGUGCCGUUCUACCACUGGGCCGGCGCCGAGGAUGAGGACCGGAGGGCGCUGCUGCGGCGCUUGCUGGCGGAGGUGCGGGCGGAGCCCAUACCACGGGGCCCCGAUCAGGGCAGGACCACAGAGCCGGAGCAGAAGGCGGGCUGCCCUGGCCUGGAGCCACAGGCGGCGGGGAGCGCACCAGAGCAGCAGGAGGCAGGCAGGCAGCCCCGGGAGGCUGAAGGGACUUCUUAA
This is a messenger RNA of Auxenochlorella protothecoides, 2256 nucleotides long. RefSeq names its product Tbc2 translation factor, chloroplastic. The transcript has 21 exons. Lineage: Eukaryota; Viridiplantae; Chlorophyta; Trebouxiophyceae; Chlorellales; Chlorellaceae. Bases 1 to 2256 code for a protein of 751 amino acids. The record is from RefSeq and is a predicted model, not a curated record. Gene Ontology annotation, molecular function: RNA binding. Gene Ontology annotation, biological process: mitochondrial RNA processing; regulation of mitochondrial mRNA stability. Gene Ontology annotation, cellular component: mitochondrial matrix; ribonucleoprotein granule.